GUAGUGACCGCGAUCGACAAUAAUUUCUUAAAAACCUGUACAGGUUUGGUAGGUUGACCGGUAAAGGUGCUUAAUCGAUUUAUAUUAAUACAGCGUCUUGUUAAAAUACAUAAUAUGCCUACAGGGUGCUAUAGACAAGACGUCUACGUCUCGGGUCUGUCCUACACGAGCGGUCGCGUGAGUUGCGCGUGCCUACUGUUGACAUGGAGCAGUACACUGCUAUCUGUAUCUGCCGCAUCAGAUUACCCCAGCCAUUGGAUGAUACAGAGAGCGUGCCUCAGGAUUCCACAACUUAUACGAUGAUGCGUAGAGGUUAGGUGUUGUUUGAAAACUUGUGGAACCAAGUGUUGGGUAAUAGUAAUAUAACAGCAUCGUGUAGCUAACACAUGCAAAUGAACUAAUUUGAUUUGAAGAAUCUAUUGUGCUAUGGGCACAUGCUUGAGUGCGUGUCCGAGGUUCGCACGCCACUACGCCGACACCUGACCGAUUGGCCUAUAGUAGAAGACUUCGAAAACAGACAGCAUUGCCCCUUUAAUUUACAAGAUAGGAGGACAUGCGCAGUGUGUACCUGAGAGUAAUAAUAAGUUCCCACAGCGUGUACGAUGGAGUAAAAAAUUUGUGAUCAUCGCAAAAGAUGCAAAAGGAUUUAAAUUAUUUGUACCGUGGAAAAUUUACUUCCCAGAAGGAUGUUAAUGGAGCCAUUUUAUGUAAAUUUUAAGCGUACAGGAUUUGCCAAGUUUUGUGUCUGUAGGAAUGGUUUUUGGCGAUUCCUUGGAAUCUGUAUGUGUGAUUUUGCUCCGGAAUGCUUCUCCAAGCCAGGUAUGUUUAAUGGUUAGCAGGGAGAGAAUCUUCCCACGGUCACAUUUUGGUAGGAAAAACUAUGAUCCUUUCCAGUUUAUUGGUUUUUCUGGCAAUCUUGGGAAUUUCAACAGGUUCUGGUUACUUUGAAAUUCAAAUUACAACUAUCCGGAAUCCCAGAGGAGAGGUAUUGGAUGGAGAGUGUUGUGACGGGGAAAGGGAUGCAGGCAAUAAGUGUGUAGAAGAAUGCGAUACGUUCUUCCGUGUUUGUCUCAAGGAAUAUCAGAGCAGGGUCACGGUCGAUGGCCACUGUACUUUUGGAAAUGUUACAAGCCAGGUUUUUGGAGGAAAUACCUUUACCUACCCUUUGGAUAGUAGCCGAACCCGACUAACACUACCUUUUGAGUUUUCCUGGACGAGAUCCUACACCCUUAUCUUAGAGGCUUGGGACCAGGAUACCAUGUCAUACGACGGUCAAAUUAUCGAGCGUGCUGCACAUUCGGGCAUCAUUCUUCCUGGACAGGACUGGCACACGAUCACGCACAACGGGCCGACGGCAGGUCUGAUCUACAGGAUACGCGUAGUUUGUGACGAACACUACUACAACACAACAUGUACCAAAUUCUGCCGUCCCCGCAAUGACAAGAUCGGACAUUAUAAUUGUGAUCAGAAUGGGGAUAAGGUGUGCAUUGAUGGCUGGAUAGGGCCAGAUUGUGAGGAGGCCCUAUGUCGCACCGGCUGUAGUCAUGGAUCAUGUGACACUCCUGGGGAAUGCAAGUGUAUGUAUGGGUGGCAGGGCCCCUUGUGUGACCAGUGUAAAUCUUACCCCGGCUGUGAACAUGGAUCCUGUAAUGGCUCACCUUGGCAGUGUUUCUGUCAUGUCAACUGGGGCGGCAUCCUCUGUAACAAAGACCUGAACUACUGCGGCCGCCACCACCCCUGUAAGAACAGUGGCAUCUGUAAGAACACUGCUCCAGACAACUAUGACUGUACCUGUCUUAGUGGCUUCUCAGGGGUCAACUGUGAAAUAGCGGAGCAUGCUUGUACAUCUGACCCCUGUUCCCAGGGAGGACAAUGUAUUGAUGUGACCGGUGGCUUUGUCUGUAAUUGUCUGCCAGGCUGGACUGGUGUCCUGUGUGACUCGAACAUUAAUGAGUGUGCAUCAGACCCAUGUCAGCAAGGAGGGACCUGCCUGGACAGAAUCAACAAGUACGAAUGUCUGUGUCCACCGGGCUGGAAGGGGCCGCAAUGUCAGUUGGAUGGGGAUGAAUGUAGCGGAAGUCCCUGUGUGAACGCCUUCUCCUGCCAGGACCUGGUGGGCGACUAUAUCUGUGACUGUCAGCCCGGCUGGACCGGCAAGAACUGUGAGACAGAUAUAGUGGAUUGCCAUCAUCAGUGUCAGAAUGGAGCUCACUGUGUGGAUCUGGUAAACAGCUAUCAUUGCGCUUGUUUACCGGGGUACACCGGCCGCCACUGUGAGUGGGAUAUCGACGAAUGUGAAAGCAGUCCCUGUCAGAAUAGUGCCAUCUGUCAUGAUCAGGUUGCAGGCUACACCUGCGAGUGUGCUCUCGGCUUCACCGGCUUUAACUGUCAGGUUGAUAUUGACCCCUGCUACCCUAGUCCCUGUGAGAAUGGAGCCAGCUGUUUUAAUGUACAAGGAGACUACUAUUGUCACUGUCAUGAUGGCUGGGAGGGCAAGAAUUGUCACAAGGUCAAACCCACCUGUGACUCAAGGUCAUGCCAAGUGAUUGACAGCUGUACAAUAGCUAUCCCCUCCAACAGUAGUCGUGGCGGCGUGCAGCUCAUCUCCUCCAACGUGUGUGGUAAACAUGGCAUGUGCAUCAGCCAACCUAACGGCGAGUUCACCUGCGCAUGUGACCUUGGCUUCACUGGAACCUACUGUCAUGAGAACAUUAAUGACUGUUUGAGUAACCCCUGUCAGAAUGGAGGGACAUGUAUAGACAUGGUCAGUUCCUACCAGUGUAUAUGUAAGGAGGGCUGGGAGGGCGCCCUCUGUAACCUGAAUAAGGAUGAGUGUGACCCAAACCCGUGUAGAAAUAACGGCUUCUGUAUUGAUGUGGUGGCUGACUUUGUGUGUCAGUGCUCCGCGGGCUGGAAAGGCAAAACAUGCACACUGCAACACAGUCAGUGUGAGGUCACCACCUGUACCAAUGGGGGAAGCUGUAUCGACCUUGGUGACACUUUCACAUGUAAAUGUGGUGCCGACUACAUUGGCCGCACCUGUCAGAGACUUGCUAAACGAGCAUGCGACUUGUUACCAUGUGACAAUGGAGGGACGUGUGUCAACAGUGGGGACAGUUUCACCUGUAUCUGUAAGGAAGGCUUCGAGGGAUCCACCUGUCAGUACAAUAUCAACGACUGCAACCCAUUCCCUUGUUACAAUGGAGGGAAGUGUCUGGAUGGGGUCAACUGGUACAGGUGUCGGUGUGCCCAGGGUUUCGCUGGACCUGACUGUCGUGUCAAUAUAAACGAGUGUGCGUCUAGUCCUUGUACAUAUGGCAGUACGUGUAUUGAUGGUAUUGGGGAGUACAAAUGUAUUUGUCCCCCGGGAAGGACCGGGCCUAAAUGUGCUGAGGUGGAGGGUCAGACUCCAUCUCCACAGUCUUGUAUCUUUAACCGUGGUAUUUACCCCGACAAGUCGUCCUGGGAACAUGAGUGUAACAUGUGUACGUGUGACAACGGAGCUGUCCACUGCAGCAAGAUCUGGUGUGGACCUAAAAACUGCCUGUCCCACCCGAAUCUAACGGAAAGUGUAGUGCACUGUGGGCUGACCCAGACCUGUGUGGUACAGACGGACGACAUCUGCUUCACCCCACCCUGUCUACCCUGGGGUCAGUGUAAAGAUGUAGACAAGAUCAAGGACCCCGCCCCCCAGGGCGUUCAGACCACCUGCAUUCCAAACGCAGCACAGCUCAGCAACACUUGUGCAAAGAUAGCAUUAAUAUUCGACAAAUCAAAAAUGCCAUCGGGUAUCACUGUGGAGACGAUAUGUGACAAGCUGCGACAGAUACCAACCAUUCAGAAGCUAGGCAAGGAGAAGCUUAUUUACAUAAUGUGUGCUAUCCAAACGGGACAUCCAGACACCAUUGAGGUGUUGCUGUCCACGGAACACACAGUGAAGACAGGUAAUUCACAGAUGGACCGAGUGUUGAAACAUGCCCUGGACAAUCUUACCAACACCAUCAGUCACAAGCUGACCAAUAGCAGUGCUCUGGCUGCCAUCAUAGAGGUCCAAAUAGAGACCGCAGUCAUUAAGGAGAAAGGAGUUCUAGGGUCAACCUACAUUAUUCCUGCGGUGUGCUCAGUGAUCGGCCUUCUAGGUGUUGUCACAAUCAUUUGCCUUGUUGUGUUCCAUUUCAAGAGACAGCGAGCAAUAGAACGCACAAAACGAGAGGCAAAAUAUGUUGCUCAAAAGACUAAUAACGAAAAUGAAGUGAAUCUUCGUCGCUACAGGAAUCCCCUGUUUGCUGGAACAGACAAGGGUGGAGGGACAAAGGACUUGUCCUUCACAGAGCUACAAGAGUUAGAUUUAGAUAAAAUAGAAAAAAGUCCAACGCGGCUGUUACGCCUGCAGGACUCCCCUAAUGACUCCAAUGAUUGGAAGAAAACUAGUCCCAUACAAAAAACAAAGACAAAAGACAUUAAUAUAGAGCUGUCUAGGACACGGUCACUAGCUGUGAGGGCUGCCACUGAGCGAGACUUGGCCGAGAUACAUAGAACUUUUGGUGCAGAUUUAAGUUCAGAAAGUGAAGUAAUGGUGUGACAUACCUUACAUGGACAAUAGUGAUCUCCCUUGACUAGAUACUCUGACUAGGUGGCGCCCCGCGCCAUGAAGUGUUUACUAGAUUCAGUUGGUGCAGAGAUGAAGUGUAUAGAAACUUCAUGUGUUGAUGUUUGUGGAAUUAUUCUGUCAAUGUUGUCAGAUAUAGUGUAGUUCACAUACACUCCAAGUGCUGUGUAGAAAUUUUCACGAGGAAAUUUCACAGAAAGUGCUCAAAAAGGAAUGAAUCUAAAGAUGUGAAACUGAAUGGUUACAAGCAUAGAGGUGAAGGGGAUUUUUGCUAGGAAAAGCUUAACUCAGGAAAAUGUCAAAUAAACUCUACCAAACUACACCAGGUGUGACCCUCCCAAGAGGAGGUUACCCUCGCCAGGAGCAAUAUCCCCAGUUACCAUCCAUCCAUUUAACUUCAUUGUGUUGAGAAUCGGAGUCAUUGAAAACCAAUUGAUGAACCCUUAUGUAUUUUUUUACAAAAAAAAUGUCCAAGUUUUCUACAACAUAAAGUGUCUAUACGCACAGGAGGGAUGUUGUGGUUCAUCAUAUCGUCAUAACCAAUCACAUAGAUUCAUUUCCAUUGCACACAUCAAUGACUAUUUCAUUUAAAAGACACGCUCGACCAGAGAAUUGGAGAUCCAUCUCAUUUACCAACCAUUGGCUCAUUACCAUAUGAUCAAAGCAUUUGUAUAUUACUCAUCGGACGUAUCAUAGCAAUACCAUGCCAACCUUGUGUAAUCUUCCAGUGAGCGCCCACUUACACCAAUUAAUGCAGACCAUGGGGAUAGGACCGAACACUUAGCCUAGGGUUGAUUCUAAAUUUAUUUUAAUCUCCCUUUUUUACGUGGUUUAAUGUUACAUAUAUAUAUUUACAUCAUUUUGUAAUUCGAUAAUAAAAAUGUCUUCGUAUACAUUGAAUAAAAGUUGAUUACAGCCAUUAAUAAUCUGACUGAAAACCAUUUUAUUCGGUACAACAAAGAAUGUUUUUGUGGAGGAGGAUCUUAAGAUUGCAUGAGAAAAACUUUUUUGAUUUACCAUUAACGUCACAUUUCUUGUGUGAAGUGGAAUUCACUGGAAAAUUUGCUGUAAGAAAUCUGGUCUCUCAUUGGAAGAUUUGCUGUAUUAACACUGAUCUCUCACUGGAAGAUUUGCUGUAAGAAUGCUGAUCUCUAACUGGAAGAUUUGCUGUAAGAUGCUGAUCUCUCACUGGAAGAUUUGCAGUAAGAAAGCUGAUCUCUCACUGGAAGAUUUGCUGUAAGAUGCUGAUCUCUAACUGGAAGAUUUUCUGUAAGAAUGCUGAUCUCUAACUGGAAGAUUUGCUGUAAGAAUGCUGAUCUCUCACUGGAAGAUUUGCAGUAAGAAAACUGAUCUCUCACUGGAAGAUUUGCAGUAAGAAUGCUGAUCUCUCAUUGGAAGAUUUGCUGUAAGAAUGCUGAUCUCUAACUGGAAGAUUUGCAGUAAGAAAGCUGAUCUCUCAUUGGAAGAUUUGCUGUAAGAAUGCUGAUCUCUCACUGGAAGAUUUGCUGUAAGAAUGCUGAUCUUAAAUUAAAAGAUUUGCUGUAAGAAAGUGAUCUCUCAUUGGAGAUUUGCUGUAAGAAAGUGAUAUCUCACUGUUAGAUUUGCUGUAAGAAAGCUGAUCUCUCACUGGAAGAUUUGCUGUAAGAAAGCUGAUCUCUCACUGGAGAUUUGCUGUAAGAAAGCUGAUCUCUCACUGGAGAUUUGCUGUCAGAAAGUGAUCUCUCACUGGAAGAUCUACUGUAAGAUACUGAUCUCUCACUGGAAGAUUUGCUAUAAAAAUGCUGAUCUUUCAUUAAAAGAUUUGCUGUAAGAAGGCUGAUCUCUUUCUAGAAGAUCUGUACUAAUACUGAUCUUCUUACUUGACUUACACGAAAUCAAGGAUAAAUCUAAUGAUAUGAUUACAUGGCUGUAUUUUUUUUGUUAUUUAUUAUUGUAACUGUGUGUUGACAUCUAUUGACUAGUGCUGUGAAUUGUAACUUGUAAUCAUUUGAUAUGUAUAUAAUUUGUAUAUAUAUUAUCUAAUGUGCAUUUGAAAUUAUUUAAUGACAUUUCUAUGAAAAAAAAUUAAUUUAAUUUAUAAUUUAUAUGAGAGAAAGUUUUAUGAAAUUUUUUGGUGAGGAAAUUAUCCAAAUGUCACUGAUUAUGAUAAAUUCCAUAUAUGGUCACUUACUGAUCAUUCAUACCUUAUAUGGUCACGUACUUGAUCAUUCAAACCAUAUAUGGUCAUCAUGUCUAAAAUGUAUCAUUUGGCACACACAGCAAGUACCCAGCUAAACGAAUUCAAAGGUUCAGUUUUUAAUGUGAAAGCUAUUUUGUGUAAGCCAUGCAUAUCUAUGUACAGGUGUAUCUGCCAUUACAACACUGUCUCAAACUUAACCCAAAGACCAAAUCAAAGUCAUUUCAUCAUAUUCAUCAUCUCGUAAUAGAUUCGUGUAUAUGCUGUUACAGGAUUUAAAAGUAUCCAAGAGUCACGGAUUUUAUUUUUAAAACUGAUCUGUUUAGAAAUAUAAUCAAACCAGUUGGUCGUAGAGAUUAUUGUGUGAAUGGGUAUAAACUGUUCAGUGCAGCAGUGAUUUGAUCGCAGUAAACUGUUUUGUUAGGAUAUCUUUUUUUGUUUUAAACAAGUUAUCAUAGAGGUCAAUACUUGGAGAAGUAUUGUAAGAAAUAUAAUACAUUGACAACCCUAAAGGACUGGAAUAAUUCCAUCAUGUUCAAACAUUGACUUUGUAAAGUCUAGAUAUAUCUAUCUCUUAUGUACCUGUAAUUCAGUGAAAAAUGGAUUUUGUUUAUCGUUACGGUGCUGAAGAUAUGUGUGAUCAGAAUUAUUGUGAAUGUACAAUGGCAGAAACAUUAUAUACUGCACGCUGUUAAUGUGUUAAGUAGUAGACUAGGUUUUCAUGGCAUGUCUCUGAGAAAUUGGCAAAGAAAUGGUGGCACAAGUCAGUAUAUAUCUCCUUUUCUGAAAUAUUUGGCCAUAUUCAUGUACAAGUACACAGGAAAUAAGAGGAAUUAAUUCAACUUUUAUAAGAUGGCAUCAAACAAUAAUGUUUUGAUUAUGGCAUUAACACUUAUAUAUUGUUUAGACAUGCAUAAUCACUUAUUCUCAAAAUAAAAAAUACAUAAUGUAUUUGGUCCAAAGAUGAAAAUUCAUAGUUAUAAGUCCCUAAGUAAAAUGCUGUUUUUGUUUACACUGUUUGGCCUUGUACUGGUAUUGUACGGGGUAAGGGGUACUAAUGACUGUUGUUUUGCUGUCCUCCUUGCUAUGCGAGUCGUCUAUGUGUCAGUGUUAGCGACCUGUACUGCUGUUGUACAGUCGUGUAGUACAUUUUCUCAUACCACCAUUAUUCAUCAUUGAACAAGAGAGAUUCAAGUGUGAGGACAAGAAAGAGUGAAAGAGAGUGAUGAACAAAUGAUAUAAAUGUAAAAGUACAUUUUUUUUGAGAAUUAUUCUGUGUAUUGUCAUUACUUGAGCAUCCAAUAUCCUGUAUUGACAGGGAAUAAUGUGUUGGUGUAUUGUUUGAUCUCAAAGUCCCUGUACCAGACAUGAUGUAACUGGUGUGCAAUAUAGAACCUAUAGUCCAUGAAAAACAGCAUAGUCCACAAUAUAAAAUAUAUCAAUCUACAAUCGUUAAAUAUACCAGUCCCAAAUCAUAAAACACACCAGUCCCAAAUCAUAAAACACACCAGUCCCAAAUCAUAAAACACACCAGCCCACAAUCACACAACACACAAGCCCACAAUCAUAAAAAACACCAGCCCACAAUCAUAAAACACACCAGCCCAGUCAUAAAACACACCAGCCCAGUCAUAAAACACACCAACCCAGUCAUAAAACACACCAACCCACAAUACACCAGCCCACAAUCACAAAACACACCAGCCCACAAUCACACAACACACCAGUCCACAGU
Molecule: messenger RNA, 8520 nt
Organism: Mizuhopecten yessoensis (Yesso scallop)
Lineage: Eukaryota; Metazoa; Mollusca; Bivalvia; Pectinida; Pectinidae
Product: protein jagged-1b-like
Exons: 22
Coding region: 881-4582 (1233 amino acids)
Biological process (GO): multicellular organism development; heterophilic cell-cell adhesion; Notch signaling pathway
Cellular component (GO): plasma membrane; protein-containing complex
Molecular function (GO): calcium ion binding; Notch binding
Source: RefSeq, a predicted model, not a curated record